Messenger RNA from Physeter macrocephalus (sperm whale), 4259 nucleotides. RefSeq names its product transcriptional enhancer factor TEF-1. Gene Ontology annotation, molecular function: DNA-binding transcription factor activity, RNA polymerase II-specific; RNA polymerase II cis-regulatory region sequence-specific DNA binding. The record is from RefSeq and is a predicted model, not a curated record. Lineage: Eukaryota; Metazoa; Chordata; Mammalia; Artiodactyla; Physeteridae. Gene Ontology annotation, biological process: hippo signaling; regulation of transcription by RNA polymerase II; embryonic organ development. Gene Ontology annotation, cellular component: transcription regulator complex. The transcript has 6 exons. The coding region runs from base 1642 to 2208 and encodes 188 amino acids.
CAGGCAGGCAGGCAGCCUGGGCUGCCAUUUUCUCAGCUCCCCCCGCCUGGGCCCUGGAGAGCUUGUAAGGCUUGUAGCUCGUUGGGGAAGGCACCUGUGGUUAUACCUAUGCCAUUCCUUCGGUUUCCUUGAGGGUAUUGAUGUCCUUUUAUUAAGGGUUACAUGACUUGGGGGCUGGAGUCCAAAGUGACUGGUCCAAAGAGAAACCCAUGAGCUUGUAUAGAUGUCAAGGUGCUCUUGACAGAGAAGGAAGGAAGUGUGACUGAGCCAGGUUUCCUGUUCAUUGUACCAGGGUUACCCUCUGAGGGGAUGGCGGGGCAGGUGGCAGGUGGAACUGCAGGACCAGCUAAGGGUAGACUGACGGGCACUGAGUUCUGUAUGGGUCAGGCUCAGUUUGGCUGUAGGGCAUUUGCACACACACAGUCAGUUUAUCAUAAAAUUCCACUGACUUCAAAAUUUGUCUUUUUUUCCUGGCAUCUCAGUGUCUGAAAUGUUUCGGGCCUUUAAAAAAAAGUUACCAGAGAAAGCUGGCUUCGGGUUAGAACGUUCAGCAGAUUAGCAAAUGGAGCUUCAGCUCGAAGAAUGCCAUCUGACCAGAGGCAGCAAAGGCAUCACUUCAGUCUCUGGGGACCAAUAAUCCUGCAGGCAUCCGGAGCCCUCAUGGUGUCAUUCAGCUGCAGCAGUGCCCUUACAGAUACUCAUUAUGACCAUGUGUAUCCCCGAAUAGCUGUUAGAUGAGGCUCGUUUUUUUACUUGUAUCCCCGAAUAGCUGUUAGAUGAGGUUCGUUUUUUUACUUGUAUCCCCGAAUAGCUGUUAGAUGAGGUUCGUUUUUCCAAUUGAGAGCCAGAGAAGUGUAUAAAAUAUAAAAUUUUAUGCAAAUGUUAGGCUCUUUUUCAAGGGUUAAUAUAAGCGUUUUGAAAAUUCACAUGGUGCUUCUGGCAGUUACUGGGCAAAGUGGUGUCUCUACCUUGGGAGCACCUGAUUGAUCUUCCUUAGAACCCUCUAGUACUUGUCUCGUAGGCUUUGAUUUCUUUUUCCCCCCUCCUUUUGGCCUUGCCUUUGGCGCCUCAGCAUGUUUAUUCAUCACCUUUGGGUAAAUCUGUAAACAUUGAAGCCACCUCUCAGCUGCUACUCAGUGUCUUAGCCUGAAGCUUCCCUUGACCUUCGCUCUCUGUCUGAAUUCUGAAUGACAGCUGGGGAGAGUGCUCUUUUUACUCUGAUGUCACCAUUUUGCUCCUGCUUUGAUGGAGCCUGGGCCUGGGAUAGCUUGUAUGGACCUUCUGCAAGCAGCCAGGACCCUUGACAUGUUUACUGAGUGUGAAGCCCUGCCCCACCGUCAGGACCUGUCCCACACCAGGGGCCUGACCAUUUCUCCAUCUGUACUGAGGAAGCCUCAGAACCAGCUCAAAGGAGUUGGGAGUUGCGGUUGUUGAUAAUUGCCCUUUAGACAGUUACCUGGGUCACACAUUUCUCCUAAAAUGUGAAAAAAAAAAACAACCCCACGCUCCUUCGCAUUUUAUUGUACCCAAGUAUCAUGUGUUUGUAUACGUAUAUAUUUUUUAACUAAGAAGAAAAAUAACCCUGCCUUUGUAACGCAAUCCUUUUAACAAAUUGUUUAUUGUUGUAUCCAGGUAACAAGCAUGGAUCAGACUGCAAAGGAUAAGGCCCUGCAGCACAUGGCCGCCAUGUCGUCAGCCCAGAUCGUAUCAGCCACUGCCAUUCACAACAAGCUGGGGCUGCCGGGGAUUCCACGCCCCACCUUCCCGGGGGCGCCGGGGUUCUGGCCGGGAAUGAUACAAACAGGACAGCCUGGAUCCUCACAAGACGUCAAGCCCUUCGUGCAGCAGGCCUACCCUAUCCAGCCAGCGGUCACAGCCCCCAUUCCAGGGUUUGAGCCUGCGUCAGCCCCAGCUCCCUCGGUCCCGGCCUGGCAGGGCCGCUCCAUUGGCACAACCAAACUCCGCCUGGUGGAGUUCUCAGCUUUCCUCGAACAGCAGCGAGACCCAGACUCGUACAACAAACACCUCUUCGUGCACAUCGGGCAUGCCAACCAUUCUUACAGUGACCCAUUGCUCGAGUCAGUGGACAUUCGUCAGAUUUAUGACAAAUUUCCUGAAAAGAAAGGUGGCUUAAAGGAACUGUUUGGAAAGGGCCCUCAAAAUGCCUUCUUCCUCGUAAAAUUCUGGGUGAGUAAGACCUUGCUGUGAUUUCAGUGGUUUUUGUCUGAAUGGUCGCAUCCCGCACUUGAGGGCAGAACACUGGCUGUGGAUUCCCGCUGACUGAUCUGCAGGAUCGCCAAGGGAUCACAGACUCACAUCCGUGGGCCGUCCUCAUGCUGGCCUUGUGGCACAUCCAUGUGGUGACCCAGAUGGCAUUUGCUGUCCCUGCCAAAAAGACACAGGCAGCUGCUUGGGCUUCAGGGCUCUCUCAUGCAAUGACAAGAAACUUUGCAGAUGGCUGGGGUCACAAUGGCAGACGUGAGGCACUUCGACCCUCUUUCUGUUUGUUCUCACACCAUUAAGCAAAGCGACCUAUAAAUUCCACUGGAGCGUAGGACCUGAGGCAAAGAAGGGGCUUGGGUGGAGCUAAAGACAUGCUUCAAGAUUUUAUAAGUGUCAGAGAGAAUACAAAAUGGCUCUGCCCAUUACGUGCCUCAUUUGUGUUUUAAAACACCAAGGGCACAUUCCCCCAGCUGCUGGGGCUUCCUGCUGUCCCCCGGCCUCUGAGGAGAGCUUUGCUGUCCCUUCUCCACUAGUCAGGCCCAGGCCAGGGGACUGCUGUUGGGUCAGGGAUGUCACAGCAAGCGUAAGGAUAAUGUGUGUGUACUGGGGACUUAAGAGCAGAGGACCUGCUGGCACUGAGCGUUUAUAACUCCUCAGGCUUGACAAGAAUAAAAAGAAAAUGGCUUCAAAUGUUUGCGCUUCUGAGCGUGGCAUUAAAGGCCCUAAAAGAGCUGGUUCCGGGUGUUUCCCUUGCUGUCUGUCCUACGGCCAGCCUUUGUGUGUGAGUGGGUGGACUUUUUACUUUUCCUCCUUUCCCUCCUUCUUUUGAGGUGGUGGCUUCUUUAUUGUAGCACCUUCCUCACUUAAACAAAUGGUUGAUUUUUCUUUUAGUCCUAUCGCGUUGUGUGGUUACUCAGUUCCCAUGCUGUGUCAUAAUUAUUUGGAGGUGUGUCCCACUCCUCUCUGGACUCGACUGCUUCCAGGCACCUUAUUCAUGAUGGUGGCUACACUGAUUGAAUGCCUGCUGUGGACCGGGAGCUGCGCUCAUGCUUUACAUGCAUUUUAUCCAGUCUUCCCAGUGUUACCUGGAAUUUGCCUCAUAUCCAACUAAGAAAACAGAGACCCAGAGAUUACAAAGUACAGGCUGCACCAGGGUGGGGACCUGGGGCUUGAAAUCAGAUCCGUUUGACUAUAGUGCCUUUGCUCUGUUUCCUGGCUGCUUCAUGCCCCCUGGACCCCACCCACAGGGUCUGUCAAUCGCUCUCCAUAUCUGCGAAGCUAAGCAAGCGCCUGGCACAAAAAAACUCAACAAAUGGGGGAAGCAAACAGAUGAAGUAAGGAAAAAUUCAUAUUUUAAAUUCCUUGGGAGGAAAUUUACAUAUUAAAUUUAAUUCGUUUAGUUUUUUUUUUAUAAUCCUUGCAUGGUAACUGGAUUUCAUUUGUCAUGCUUCCAUAUUGAAUUUGGAUUGUGGAAGUAGCCUUCUACUUAAUUUAAUGUUCUCGGGAUCAGUAAUACAUGUGGACACCCUGAAAAAGCACUUCCUUUUUCUAAACAGUCACUUCCUUUUUCUAAAUUAGUGGCUGCCACCUAGUGACUUGAAUGGUGGCUGGGGGUCAGUUGUUACACGAUAACACAGCAGUUUUCAAAGGGUGUUCUACAGACCCCUAGGGAUUUCCUCAGUAUCCUGUCUAUGGGCUGACAAGGUCAAAACAAUUUUCAUUAUGACACUGAGAUAUUAUUUUCCUUUUGAACUCUGCUGAUGUGCGCAUUGAUGGUUCAAACAUAAUAGGGUAAAACUGCUGAAGCCUUGGAUCAGUCGGGCCGGGCUGCAUGCACAGUUUUUGGGGGCUUUUUUUUUUUUUUAAUAAAUUUAUUUUUUAUUUAUUUAUUUUUGCCUGUGCUGGGUCUUUAUUGCUGCGUGCGGGCCUCUCAUUGCAGUGGCUUCUCUUGUUGCAGAGCACGGGCUCUAGGCACGCGGGCUUCAGUAGUUGCAGCACACGGGCUCAGUAGUUGUGGCUUGCGGGCUCUAGCGCAC